UCCAAAGAAAAAUCGACGACGUGUCAGUGUAUGAAGCGCUAAAUAAUUGUGCUAUACUGUUUGAAAAACACCAGAGAGUACAGCUUUAGAAAGGACUAGAGACGGAAUUCUGUGUGGAGGUCAGAAUGAUGGUGCUUCAAUUUGAACAAUUGCAAUGGCGGCAUCACAUCAAUGGCGUUUCUCUUUCUCACUCCUCAUUACUUCGAAAAUUCAACGGCGGAAAAUCCCGUUCGUCUACAAUUGUGUGCUCGCAAUCAUCUCCUACCAGGACUCAAAGGAUAAUGGAAAGCAUAUCAAUAGGAGAAGAAGCUGGUGGUGCAGGAGGGACAAACUCUUAUAGUGCUUUGAAGAGGUUGGACAAAGUAUGGACUAACAUCUGCUCUGCUGAAGCAGAAACUAAACCACCACAAGUAGUUACCAGUGUCGAAGGUGCAUUUAAGCGUGAUGAAGCUUCGGGAAAGUCAGUAGAGGAUUUUGAUGUAUUAGUGUGUGGAGGUACUUUAGGAAUUUUCAUUGCCACUGCUUUGUGUGCCAAAGGCCUUAAGGUUGGGAUCGUGGAAAGAAAUAUAUUGAAAGGGAGGGAGCAAGAAUGGAACAUCUCAAGGAAAGAGUUAUUGGAACUUGUAAAAGUUGGAAUUUUGGAUGAAAAUAGCAUUGAACAAGCUAUUUCCACAGAAUUUAAUCCUAACAGAUGUGGAUUUGAACAGAAGGGUGAGAUAUGGUUCAAGGACAUUCUUAACAUUGGGAUUUCGCCAGCUAAGUUGGUGGAAAUAAUGAAGGAACGCUUCAGGUCCCUUGGUGGUAUUAUCUUGGAGGGUUAUAGUGUUUCUAGCAUUUGUGUGUAUGAUGAUGUAGCGGUUUUGCAAGUAUCUGAAGAAAAGAUUUUAUCAUCACGCCUAAUCAUUGAUGCUAUGGGAAACUUCUCUCCAAUCACAAGACAGAUACGGCAAGGAAGGAAGCCAGAUGGUAUCUGCCUUGUUGUUGGUUCUUGUGCACGUGGCUUUAUAAAUAAUACUACAAGUGAUGUCAUCUAUAGCAGUGCACAAGUGCGGAAAAUUGGUCAAUCAGAUGUACAACUAUUUUGGGAGGCAUUUCCAGCUGGUUCUGGCCCAUUGGAUCGGACAACUUACAUGUUUACCUAUAUGGAUCCUCAACCAGGAUGCCCUACCCUUGAAGAUCUCUUAGAAAGUUACUGGGAAUUGAUGCCGAACUAUCAGGGAGUUUCCCUGGGUGACCUCAACAUUAUGAGAGUCGUAUAUGGCAUAUUCCCUACUUAUCGAAACAGUCCACUGCCAGCUGCAUUUAACCGUAUUCUACAGUUUGGUGAUGCUAGUGGUAUUCAAUCCCCAGUUUCAUUCGGUGGUUUUGGAAGCUUGACCAGGCAUCUUGAGAGAUUGUCUUCUGGAAUAUAUGAAGCAAUUGAGGGAAAUUUUCUUGACUCGAACAGCUUGUCUUUGCUGAAUCCAUAUCUGCCGAAUCUCAGUGCUUCUUGGUUAUUUCAAAGAGCAAUGUCAGCAAAGCAACAAUCUGAUGUAUCACCUUCUUUCAUCAAUGACCUACUUCAUGCCAAUUUUCAGAGUAUGGAGAAGCUUGGUGAUCCUGUUUUGAGACCAUUUCUCCAGGAUGUCAUUCAAUUUGGACCUCUAGUCAAAACAUUGGGGUUAGUCAUGGUUACUAAACCUCUCAUCAUUCCUUCCAUAUUCAAGCAGGUUGGAUUUCCUGUGCUGAUUGACUGGUCAAGCCAUUUUCUUAUGCUUGGUUAUUACACAUUCCUCUCGACCUUUGUAGAUCCCUUUAUUAGGUCUUCAAUCAACACAUUCCCUCCCAAGAUGAAGUUUCAGUGGAAGCGAUAUCUUGAUGCUUGGAAAUAUGGAGCUGGUUUGGACUAUUGACUGAAUGCAAGGUUAUCAAAAUCGUGAUUCUACUUUGAAUAGGAAGGGACUCUUAGAAUCGAAAUCUAAUGAUUCUACGAACAAGUAUAAUCAAGAUUUUAUUUUCAAAAUUCAUUUAUAGUGCUUAUAUUAUAGGAGAAAAACUUAAUAAUUGAAAUAUAUAGUUGUUUAAUAGCUAAAUAAGCAAUAAUUAACAAUAUUUAUCUAUUAAUAACUUUCUCAACAUGA
Molecule: messenger RNA, 2120 nt
Organism: Spinacia oleracea (spinach)
Lineage: Eukaryota; Viridiplantae; Streptophyta; Magnoliopsida; Caryophyllales; Amaranthaceae
Exons: 18
Coding region: 126-1892 (588 amino acids)
Source: RefSeq, a predicted model, not a curated record